CGACAGGUUAUCACUUUCUUGUGUAUUACAACAUUAAUUUUGGCUCUAACCACAGCCUAUCCCUCUAAGGAAAAUCUUAAAAUACGAAUACAUAUACCGGUAAAACAUCAUACCCAUGUCCAUCAUAAAACUUUAGUGAAAAAGGUGCCCCUGCCCAUACCAGUACCCAUCAAAGAGCACAAGAAACAUCAUGAUGAAUACAAGCGUAAACAGAGUGAAGAGGAGGAGGAACAGUUAGAAGAUGAGUUUGAAGGUUACGAUUAUCCCAAAAAGAAAAGAAGAACCAGACAUCCUUUUAUAUGAAAGAGCAGACAACAAAAA
Molecule: messenger RNA, 321 nt
Organism: Lucilia sericata (common green bottle fly)
Lineage: Eukaryota; Metazoa; Arthropoda; Insecta; Diptera; Calliphoridae
Exons: 2
Source: RefSeq, a predicted model, not a curated record